Molecule: messenger RNA, 3386 nt
Organism: Anopheles arabiensis
Lineage: Eukaryota; Metazoa; Arthropoda; Insecta; Diptera; Culicidae
Gene: Osi24
Exons: 6
Coding region: 1210-2439 (409 amino acids)
Source: RefSeq, a predicted model, not a curated record
UCGGUCGAAGUAAGACGUCUACGCUGCAUAUACCUACGUGCGACCUACACUCGCAAACCCGGCAAAUCCGUGGCACCGUAGCAGUCAGUGGUAGAGUGGGCGAUCGCGUGCGUGACUUCACUAAACGGUGCUUUUGUUGUUUUUGCUUUCCCCUCGUGCGCGCGCGCGCUCUCUCUCUCUCUCUCUCUCUCUCUAUCUCUCGCUCGUUAUCUGCAGCUGCUAGCAGUAUUCUAUAGUGCAACGCUUUCGAGAGACGGGAGGAAACCCCAACACCCUAAGGGGGUGGUGAUUUUUUCGUGAAUAUUUCAAACCGGAUUGAAACGGAAGUGAAAGGUGCAAAUUGUGCGUGGUGCGUACCAGUGUCGGUGAACUUGCGCGCGUGUGUCACAAAGAAAUUAAUAUUUGCAAGUGUUUGAUAUGCGCAACACGACUGUGUGAUUGUGUGUGAAUUGAGGUGGUUAUCAUCGACUCCUGUAAAAAAAGUUAGCAAAAAAGUAUCUCAGUACGUACAAAGAAAAGAAAAGAGAUAGCGGAUGUGAGAGCGAAAAAAAGAGAGAACGAAACGAGAGAAAAGGAUCAGAAAAAGCUCAAUCGAGAAAGUGCACGGCUGUGUAGUGUGUGAAAGUGCAUUCAAGCGGUAAAUGAAGUUGCAAUCGAAUUGGGAUAUCGAAAGUCGAUACCCUAGCGUAGUUCGAUCACAAAAGUGAUGGUGACCACCACUGCCAAGUGACAGUCGAUUUUGGCAAUAGUGAUUGUCAGGAUCCCAUUCUGCAACUCCGAAACCAAGCGAGGACUGAGAAUUGAACCGAAAGCUUCCUGGAGCGCAAAGAGCAUUGGUUCAAAGCGACAUCAGUUGAAGAGAGAAAAAAAGAAAGAAUACGUUAUCGACGUCAACGCACCCUGCAGCUGCCACUGUUUGCCGCUGCUGUCGAUACGGAAUCUGCUCACAUCAGUCCAGUGACUGAAGGUCGAGAAAAGUUUGACUAGCAAAUUGUUUGGGUUAUUCAAUCCGUUGCCGAUGGUGCGUGCAACAGAAAGGGCUGAUAAAACUGAACAAAAACAAAACUUAAAAGAAGAAUCCAUAAACUAUCGUUUGUGCUUUCAAGGAUUCGUUUACGGCAUAUGAAACACAAAGCCAGACAGAGCAAAUAGUUACACGUAUUUUUAAAGUAAAAUAAAACAUAAAGCAAAUAGUUUGCGCCUUUGAUAAUGGUAACCGUUAGGCAACUGUCCCGCCCGAUGGCGCUCAGUGGAAUACUGCUGCUAAUGGUCGGUAUUAAUCAAACCCAGGCGACUACUAGUGAAAAUCAAACUACCAGCUCACAGCCCAACGAGCUAGUACAAUUUGAGGACGCCCUUACAGACUACGUUGGCGACUGGUUCAGCCGAAAUUCGAGGAAUCUACUUGAAACUACGCUGCUCGAUUGGCAACCUGCAUCCGGACCGAGCAAUGCCUCCGCGACGCUCAGCAACUUUGAUCGAACUAUCAUUAAGGGUGUUGCUCGGCUGCUCGGUACGGCUGCUGAUGCCGUACAAAGCCGGGAGUCAGCAAAGACCCCUGAGACUGGUCGAUUGUUCUUCUUCAAAGGAAUGAAGAAAUUACUCUGGCCUGUCAUGAUUGGACUUCAAGUAGUAAAAACCGUACUGAUCAUGAUGUUUCUCCCGAGCAUCAUCGGUUCGCUCGGCAAGAUCGUGGGCAAAGGUCUCUCGUCAGUGUCUGGAUUGUCCCAUCCGGUACAGACGGUGGACGACUUGGACUUCAAGGACACUACCUCUUACAAUGCGGAUCACGACUUUGGAAUGAACGAUGGCAACAACUAUCUGCCUCCGGACGACACUCACGCAUCCGGGACCAGCUACAACUCAUACGUGUACGAUCCUGCUUCGAUGGGUGCGCACACCAACGCAGCGAACGCUCUGUCCCGGCUGGGUUAUGGUGGUGGACGGGUGACGUACGUUGGCCCAUCUAUGGUCCAGGCGGCGAACCGACGGAAGCAGCAGUCGGCCAAAAACGACUUCAAAAUAUUCCACGACAUUCCCAGCAGUAGUUUGCUGCUCACGAACUACGAUCCGUUCUACAGUCCGCUAUUGUCGCGGCUGGACGCCAUCUUUGCCCAGAUGGGCUUGUCAAACAAGAAGGAACAGUGCCGGCAGCGGCUCGUCUGCUUAAUGUACGCUAAUCCGGCCAAAUAUGCACCGUACAGCAAUCUCAUCUCGGCCCAGCUGAGCAGGGAGCUGGAUGAGCUUCGAAAGCCUACCAACGAUAAUCCAGACAUACUGCGGUUCUUCAAGUAUAUGCGAGCGGCCAAGGACGGCCAGGAUGGGGUGGAUUGUGAUGCACACUACAAGGACUGUACCGGCUACAAGGACCUAUCGAACCCAGCCAUGGUUACCACGUUUAACGACAUCAAUAAACUCGUGCACGCCCGCAAACUGUGAGAUGCGAGAUGGUCCAAUUGAGAGCGAUGGAAAGAUUUCAACCCACGUGCGCCAUCCAAGCUGCGAGCCAGCUAUGAAGAAACCGUAUUGAGCUCUUGAUUUGAUUUAAACGCAGUUAGUGUGGUAAAGUAGCUACACAAACGCGUUGUCGCAUCAUUGCAGCUGUUGCAAGUGUACCCAGAUGCAGAUGAUGUAGGAUUAUUGUGACCUCUUGAUUCCUAGUUUGUUUCACCGUUCCCCGGUUGGUGAUCGGCACGAACGAUACUCCACUUCACUUACUUCUUGUCUAUUUGGAAAUCUUUUCUAUUUAUUUAUUUUUUAUAGAUAUCUUUAUUUAUUGACUUAUUUAAUUAUUUAUUUAUUUAUUUAUUUAUUUAUUUAUUUAUUUAUUUACCGCUCUUGAGGAGUCUUUGAAAUUUUCUGUCACGUAGAAAACUAUAAUGCACGGCAUAUGUGUUGGUGUACAUUCAGUAGACUUAAAGCCACCAGACAGGAGACAGGAGUGAGAAAGAAGAUACGACAAGAUAAAUGCGAAUCGCGGCAUUAUAAUUAAAAGCACAAUAGAUAAAACAUUCGUAAACGAGUGAAAGCAAACUCCAGGAUGCCCUUCUUGUCUUACUGUGACGAAAAUGUCACCAAACGAUGUGGAUCCACCGGCUGCAGAAAGGGAAAUCAAAGUAAAAUAACAUAAGCCCGGACGUCAGUGAACUGUCCUAUGGAACGCUUCAAGCCUGAUGCCUGACGUGGGAAGAAAUGUAAAAUAUAGUCGUCCAAACAAAGUGACAGAGACAAAACGUAUGGUAGAAGCUAGGCCCGUGCAAGCAAAAGCACUCAACAUUUGGGUUUGGGUGUGGUUAAAAUGUAGAAUAAGGAAGUAAGCGGCAAAUAUGGUACGGUGUCAGACCGCCAAGCAGCCGAGAACAAUAAAGUGACUCGUAUGAGAAGAA